Contarinia nasturtii (swede midge) is the source of this 506-nucleotide messenger RNA. RefSeq names its product splicing factor 3B subunit 5 (gene Sf3b5). The transcript has a single exon. Bases 169 to 426 code for a protein of 85 amino acids. Gene Ontology annotation, biological process: mRNA splicing, via spliceosome. Lineage: Eukaryota; Metazoa; Arthropoda; Insecta; Diptera; Cecidomyiidae. Gene Ontology annotation, cellular component: U2 snRNP; precatalytic spliceosome. The record is from RefSeq and is a predicted model, not a curated record.
CGAAUGUUUAUAGAGCCAUAGACAUUUAUUGUAAACUACGCUUGAUUAUUAAUAACAACAAUUUUCAAUUUAUUCAAAUCUGUUUGUAAAUUUUAAUUCAAUUCGAUUGAAAUAUAGAGUUGAAAGAGUUUAAUAAAAUCUUUGCAACGUUGAAAGAAUUCACAAACAAUGGGAGAUCGAUACAACAUUCACAGCCAACUGGAGCAUUUGCAAAGCAAAUAUAUUGGAACUGGUCAUGCUGAUACAACAAAAUACGAAUGGUUAACCAAUCAACAUCGUGAUUCUUUGGCCAGUUAUUUGGGCCACAGUGAUCUGCUUAGCUACUAUGCGAUUGCUGAAAAUGAAACAAAAGCCCGUGUCCGAUUCAAUUUGAUGGAACGUAUGCUGCAGCCUUGCGGUCCACCACCAGAAAAACAAGAAGAAUAAACCGCCUCAUUAUUGCGUACAAAUGUAAACAAUAAAGACAAAUUCAAUAAAUUAACAAAAUCUUAAGAAAACAAACAAAA